This is a messenger RNA of Xyrichtys novacula (pearly razorfish), 26818 nucleotides long. NCBI's taxonomy places the organism in Eukaryota, Metazoa, Chordata, Actinopteri, Labriformes, Labridae. The record is from the annotation of a GenBank genome assembly.
GCGCUGCUGAGACAGGCAGAGCACAGUGUACCGGCGGCGCGCGCUCACAGACUCCCUCUCAGCCACACACACAUACGCACACACACACACUCCCCAAACAAAGAGAAGCACGCGAGGCAGCACAGCAUCCCACCCUUUCAGCCGCGAGCUCACUUGCAGAACCGCCCCCCCUUUAACCACCCCUCUUUAUCGGAACCGGUCCGGACCGAGAGCUCGAGCUCACAGAGACACAAUGACAACCAACGGCGCCACUAACGGAACCAGCGACAUGCUGCAGAUCCAGUUCGGUCUGAUCAACUGCGGGAACAAGUACCUCACGGCGGAGACCUUCGGCUUCAAGAUCAACGCCUCCGCCACCAGCAUGAAGAAGAAGCAGAUCUGGACCCUGGAGCAGAGCGGGGACGAGUCCAACGGGAACGUCUUCUGCCUCAAGUCACAUCUGGGCCGGUACAUCGCCGCCGACAAGGACGGGAACGUCACCGGGGACAGUGAGACCCCAGGCCCGGAGUGCCGGUUCAUCAUCACCGCCCACGAUGACGGCCGCUGGUCCCUGCAGUCCGAGCAGCACGGACGCUACCUGGGCGGCACCGAGGACCGGAUCAUCUGCUUCGCCCAGACUGCCUCUGUGGCGGAGAAAUGGAGCGUGCACAUCGCCAUGCACCCGCAGGUCAACAUCUUCAGCAUGACCCGCAAGAGGUACGCGCACCUGAGCUCCAAGGUGGACGAGAUCGCCAUCGACCGGGACGUCCCGUGGGGGGUGGACUCCAUGAUCACGCUGGUGUUCCGCGAGCAGCGCUACCACCUGCAGACCUCCGACAACCGCUUCCUGAGGAACGAUGGCGCGCUGGUCGCCACCACGGACAAGAGCACGGGCUACACGCUGGAGUUCCGCUCCGGUAAGGUGGCCUUCAGGGACUGUAGCGGCAAGUACCUGGCGCCAUCCGGGCCCUCUGGUACCAUGAAGUCUGGUAAGAGCGCCCGCGUGGGAAAGGACGAACUGUUCGUGCUGGAGCAGAGCCACCCGCAGGUCGUGCUAACCGCUGCCAACGACAGGAACGUCUCCACCCGGCAAGGUGGGUGUGGUGGUCCACAGUGUGUUCAUGUGCGUGUGUGUCUGAGUGCAUGUGUGUGUGUUGGUAUCUCAUCCUCUGGCAGAGCAAGGGUUAAAGUGAUGGAAUGUCAGGCUGCAUCCCCCCCCUGCAGCACACACACACACACACACACACACACACACACACACACACACACACACACACACACACACUUUUUGCAUCCUUAUUUGCAACAAACACUUAAUGCUUCUCUGAGUUUUCAUAUUUGCAUCCACGUCUGAUAUGAAAAUGACUCAAUAUACUAAAGUGCAGGACAGUCACAUUAGAGCGUGCACACACACAUUCACACACACUAAAGGCUUAAUCCCUGACAUUUUAAAUCCUCCAUGCACCAUCCCGCCUGUGAAGAGUAGAAAGUGAAGCUCAUAAAGCUUUUUCUGAGGUUGCUCCAUGUUCAUUAGCUGUCAGUGUUUUACAGACUGUUGGCAAAGACAGAGUGUAACCGAGAAGAGCACAGAGUCCUGGGCCUUGUUGAACACACCAUGUGCACGUGUGCCAUCAUUGAAAUGUAAAACAGCUUCGAACUGGCGAGAGGCUGAAGAGGCACAAAGCAGAACAGCUCCACAGUUAGAGGGGAGGGAACCAGAUCAACAGCUAACCUUACAAAGAAAACUGGCUGAAUGGAGUUUUUAACAGGACAAAUUAGGCAGCCACCUUUAGAGCACAGAAAUUAACAUGAUGCACAAGAGGCAUAAACCGCACUUCCCAGAACACCCACUAGGGCCUUCUUCCUAAAAUGACUCUACCCCCUUAACGCUCCAUGUCGAAAUACAGAAACCCCUUUCCCCCCCUAUGAGGGUUGCCAACUCCUCAGUAAGGAAAUCCGCUAGUGGCUGUUGUAAAAGUUGUGAGAAGUCGCUAUAUGAUGUCACCGCCUAAUUUGCAUAAAUUCUCCGUCAAACUCACUGUCGCCACCAGACCCCCCACCCCUGGGAGGAGGAGGAGGAGAAGUUUUCUGCAAGGUGUCUGUGUUUUUGAUGUACACUGGCUAUCCGUUGAGAAGAGUAACAUCUAUUUCUGCGUUUAUGUCGGAGUCUUUAAACUCUAGAAAAAGUUGCUAGAUUUGUUGCUAGGCGCUUUUUUGAAAAUAAGUCGCUAGGGGGGAUCUGAAAAGUCGCUAAAUCUAGCGACAAAGUUGCUAGGUUGGCAACACUGUACCUAUGAGGGCUGUCAAUUUCGAAAAGAAGUUCAAACUAUAAUCCAACAUGACAUGCAAAUGUUCAGAGCCCAUGUGUCUGCUUUGUGUCUGUUUUCUUCAAUUCGCUGGAUGCCGCUUUCACUGAGCUCAUUGAAUGUUUACAAUCCCACACUAGAUUCAGCUCUUUUAUUCUUCUUUCUUUCUAUUUUCUCUGCUGGUGACUGACAAUGACAUGGCAACGGCCUCUAUGUUCAACUCAAGGCAUCAUGAUAGCUAUGCUAAUUGUGUCUGACCUGAGUCUUCUUUAUCAUUUAACUAACUGUCUGAAACUUUUGUUGUCAACCACAGAAAAAUAUUUGUGAGUCUUUUUAAUCAGUGAUAAAUCUCAUGAGCUCUGGCGCUGACUCUUUUGGUUUGGCUGUAUGAUUUUCCUUUGAUCUUCUCAAAUAUUUUUAAGAUUAUGAUUUCUUCGAUGGCUCCUCCAAUUACUUGUAGUCCUAUUACUUGAUUUUUGUUCAUCCGUCACCUUAUCUCCUUUCUUAUUUCAUGGCACAGUGAAAAAAACACUUUCAUGACAGAUUCAAAAGCCGGUGGAGCAUCCAAAAUGUCAAAAGUUGUUGCUUAUGCUUUGGCAAAGACCAGAAUGCAAAAGUGGUUGAUGGUUCCUGUCGUUCUCACUUCCCUCCUCUCUGAUCCACUCUGGCUAAAACAUUAAUUGAGUAAAGUGUUAGUUCAGGCAGAACACAAAAGUCAAUAUCUAGUUGAUGCUAAUUCCAGCCCUUAUCCGUCGUAUACAUUAUCAUUGUUCUGUUCUGAUUUGCUGAUGCUCUCCCUGCCUUGGCUUUUCAUAUAUGCGCAUUAAAUCGAGAAGGUGUGUUCAGGUUUGUCAUUGCUUGUAUGAUCAUGGAAGGGCAGGGAGCUAUUAUGCUGUGUUCGAGUUACCUCGGAAGUCAGAAGUCCGAGCUGAAAAUGACGACACACCUGAGUUACCAGUGUUUUUAGUUACCAAGUCAGAAAAAAGCAAAAUCGGAGGUGAAACCAAGUUGGCUACAUCUACAAAAGUUAUUUUAGAACUUGUCUAGUCUUUGCUUAUAUUCGGACAAGGCAAGCGCUAAAAUAACAUUUGUAAGUGUAACCAUCUUGUUUCCGCCUCCGAUUUUGCUAUUUUCCGACUUGGUAGCAAAAAACGCUGGUAACUUGGAUGAGACGUCAUUUUCAGCUCCAACAUCAUCCUUCCCAUGUAACUUGAACACAGCAUCAGAACAGAGCCAUACCACCAAAUAGAGCUACUGCAUUUCAAGUUAUCAAUCUUUUUGAUGAAACUACACCUUUUACAAAGAGGACCUGUCAUUCCAUACCUUUCAUAGGCUGUCACUGUUCUUUGCUUUUAGUUAUAAAGUUUUUGUAAAAUGCAAAACACCGGUAAGCAGCAUAAACACUAAGACACUAUCGCCUGCAUUCAAAUCAAAUAACGCUGAAGUCAUGGUACUUCACCCUGGGUCUAGUUCCUGCUACAGAUGGAUGAACAACCUGGGCAGAAAGAACCCUUUAUGUUUCUUUUUAUGGACAGGAUAUUAGUGUCGUAUACCGGCCUUUAUUAGGCACAUGUUUUUUGUGUGGUAUUUUAGGUAAUGUUGUGCAUGUGUGUCUGGUCUUCAGCUGUACAAAUGGGCAGAGAAACAAGCACUUCCCUUCCCUCGUCUUUCCACCCUCUCUAUGCUAUCACCUCCUUUCACCUCCUCACUCAGUUCUCCGCCACUUCUCUCCAAUUUUUCCUUUUUUGCAUCUUUCAUGCUUUCAUUUCCUUCUGCCUUAUCCUUUUUCCAUCCUCCCUCCGCUGCCUCCUCUCCUCACCCCCUCCCCCACUCCUCCCAAAGCUUGGCUUCAUAUGUGUUUGUCUGAGGUCAUGAUCAGCGCCGUCUCUCCUGUCGAUGGCGUCUCGAUGGAUCAUGAGUCACUCUGUUUCACCAAGAGUUAAAUCCUCUAAACGUUCAUGAAUAAAAGCGCUGUAGGAACCUCUUUGACUCAGCAUGAAAAAAAAAACGCCUGAGAAAGCAGUGAGACUGUGGCGAUGACUGUCUGCUGUAAUGAACGAUAGAAAUAUUUUAAUUAAUGCUUUUUAAAUCUAUAUUUAGCCUCUGGUUAGUGGUGCAUCUGUUGAAAGUACCGUGCGGUUUGGUGGUUUUUCCUCCCCAUUUCAGAAAGUAUGGUCUGUCCAUUCUUUCAUUUUGCACUCCUGUCUCUAAGUCACACAAAGACCUGGUUUGUUUGGUCUCUCUGUUUGGUUUACUUGUCUCGGGGAUAUUUAUCCACUUUUCUUCGGACUUCAAAUACAGGACAAUUUGAGGUCGAGGUUGGACAUAAACAGUCAUGACAUGAAGCGUUACAUAAACUCCUCCAUUUUUAAACUGACCUGAUACAUUUGGUGUCCUCAGUCAGGAGAGCACAGAUUAAAAAUUUAAUCCCACAUUGUAUAAGAGUCAUUUCUGCCUGUGAAACUGAAUCAGAUUAUAUGUUUUGGUUCUGAAGGGUUAAGCUGCUUUAAUGCUGCAGAGACAGUCUGCUAAUGUUGUAAUUAUGUUGUUCCAAAACAAUUAAAUCACAGAAUUUAAUCAGGAUUUAUUUCUGUGUACCAAAGAGAAACAACUUUUAUGACAAGUUUUAGCAUCUUAAAACAUCACAGCUUCAGUAGUUCAGUUUUAUCAACUAUCAGUACAAGGGAUUGGCUGCAGCUCUGAUACCAAUAACAAUUGUUGAUUCUGCUUAUCGAUCCAGUUAUUUAUCGAUUCCCUUAUUGAUUCCUGCAGAUUUCCUAUGAUUUAAAAAAAUCAGCCUAUUCAGGUUCUUGUUUAGUUUAUAACAUCUCCUGCUCUGCUCUUCUUAGAUGGGAAAAUAAAUCUUCAGUAGGAAGCUGUCGGUCUCACAAAGCCAGUGGAUUUUACAGUGAGUCAGCACAUCAUUCUGCUCUAUUUCUGGAGCUAAUAUUGUAAAAAUAACAAUAUCACGAGUUACGUAUAUAAUAGGUCUUGACUGUGAUUCUUUCUUUGACAACUUGGUUGUGUUCACCCUGACUGCAAAAAAGUUUUAGCAUCAAUGAUCUGAGAGGCUUUACUUAAAGAGAUAUCACAUGCCCUGUAAUGUGCCCAUGCCACAUGCACAAAAAAUAAUGCGGCCCUGGUGUCAUCUGCUCUGGGGUAUUUCAGGCCUGGGCCAAAGCUCUUGUGUGGGCUUUGAACUAACAAAAUGAAAUCAUUACAUCCCUUUAUUUGUCAAUGGAUCAUUUAUUUUACAUGGAAAAACUAUUAAUAAGAAAUCCUCCUCACAGUAUUGUCAGAAUGAGGAGCAGGAGGUCUAAAUCUUGACAUGAAACCCUCAUUCAGACCCUCAAACAGUGUCAUUGUGAUGUAUACUAAAUGUGGAAAGGAAAUAAACUGUCUCCAGAUGGUUUUCAGAGCGUACAGCUGCUCAUAGUUCCUCUCUGCAGCGACUCUCUCUGCCUGACAGACCUGAGCCAUGAUGGCAGCUGCAGUCAGCUGGCUUUCAUUAGCAGCAAGAGGUUUUAGACGUUAGGGUAAAAACCACAAGUGGGUCAGUCCAAAAGCCGCUUUGUCCAAUCCAAACUGUAGACUUUAUGACUCACUGUUCGUUCCCAAAAAUGUUUGAGAACAAAUCCAGUUUAGAGGCUCUCUGGUUAUCAAUGAGCCAAGAUAGAAAUCUGUACAACAUUUUGAGACAAGCCAAAAAGGAUUUUCGGUCAUUUUGACAUAUUUGUUCAUUUUUAUAGGUCACACCAGCCCCACGCUUUAGGUUAAGUUGUUGCUCUUAUUUGAUUGGAGAGAAAUGAGCUGCAUGUGAAGUCUGUCACUAGUGAAUCAGUUGCAUCUUUAAACUCCAACAAUUGUUGAAUAAUAUAGAGUCCUCAGAGGUGAUCCUAAAAAUGUGAAUGGAGCAUUGUGCUAGUUCAGGCAGGCCAUGGAGUCCAGCCUAGCCCACAGUUUAUGAGCUGUUCUCAACACAAGACAUAUCAGCUGACUUCUCAGCUGAUUACCUGCAACACAUCCAAUUGGCAAAUGUCAAAGUAGAUGUUCAGUUUUAACUGCCUUAGCCUGCCUGCUCUUCUCAAACCACUUUCCAAUCCACCACAGCCAAGUACCUUCUUUUUAUGCUGUGUUUAAUUCCACCAGAGUCAAAGGCAUCAUCGCUGAUACCUGCUCUGUGAGGCCCUUGCUGCUGCUCUCUCUGCUUUGGCUUUUCACAUUUAGGCACAAAAUGCAGGAGGUGUGCUAUCCUCAACGCAGACUUUGGCAUUCCUCAUAUGCUCAUGGAAGGGCAGAAAGCUCUCAAAACAGAGCCAUGGUUAAAAUAACAUUUCUGUUUUGUAGAGUUUUAUUCUUGCUUGGAGGGCCAUACGUAGUCUUGGUUAAAAAAAAUUAGUGCAUAAGUCACUUUACAUCUAAGCUCCCGUGCUUUCUGAACUCUUAGUUUGUGUCAAUUUUGGCGCCCCCUGUGGACAAAACAGUCUUUGCUUACGCUUUCCUUUGCAUACUUGGGUUGUGUCAUUUAUUCUGAAUAUUUCAUGCUGAAUCUGUAAAAACAUGGCUGUUUCUUCAGCUGCUUGGCUGACACCUACCUUCUCAGAUCUAUUUCAGACAUCAGACACUGGGACAUAAAGAUCUUCUAUCUUGUCACUCUUGGUCGUGUUUGCUCUUGGAUGUCAUGAAAAGACAAAUAUUGGCAUUUUAGUUUGUUUCACAAAUAUCAAAAUCUUUCUCAGAGUAGCUUUAAACAAGCACCUGAUAUACAAGGACAAAUAAAGUUACAACACCAACUUAAUAUUAUCUAUAAUCACAUCAUAAUGUCUUUUGUUGUCAUAAAGAAAUAGCAUCUUGGCAAAGUAUUCAAAGGACGUCAGCUCUCUGUGAGCUAAUAUACUUAAGCGAUUACGACCACAAUCACUUUAAAUUAUCUGAAUGCCAAAAUAAGAAAAAACAAAUUUCAACCCCAUUCCUUCAUCAUGCAUUCCUUUUUUCCCCUUUAAUAACAAACAGAAAAUAGUUUUGAAUUAGCUGUGUGCGUCAGGCCAGAUGUGGAGUAUGCUGUUUUUAAUUUUGAGUAAACCCUCAAUAGAUAAUUCAUUCAGGCUUUUUAAGCCUCGCUGUCUGAUUGGCUCUCUCCGCUCUGCUGCUCUUAAAUGUGAGUGCUCAUACUUGUAAUCAUCAUCAUGCUUGUUUCCGGACCGUAACGUCCUCUCUGGUCAUCACCUCAGGGAGGGACAUGGUCACAAAUUCCCUUUGUGACUUUUUAACGACCCUCGAGUGGACUGAGAGGCAGUUAGAAGACAGUAAGCUUGGAGCUAAGUGGUCUCUCAGUGGUCUGUUCUGCCUUUAAACUGUAUUUGAGAGAGAUUGAAGGCUCAGAGCUGGUUUGCGGGUUAAAUGGAUCAGAGUUCAUCAUAUCCUGAGUCCUGCUGGUCACUGGUGAGAUCACUGAAAGAGGACUUCUCUUUGUUUCUGAUGCUCUUCUCUUGAAGACUGAAAAGUCAAAUUCUUUGUAGGGCAGUGAACCUUGAGUGUAAUGUGACUGCAUCCUGUGACCUCCCUCUUUUUUAUCAACUGGAAAUUGGAUUAUUGGAUUAAUUGAGAUUGAUUUGAAUGGAUGAAGCUACAUCUAAAUCCCCAAACAUGACUCAAGCCUUGUAAAAUGUCCCUUUACCCCUCAAAUAAAGGGUCACAUGUCACUUGUAGGAAGGGUUACUAAGGGUCAGUGGAUUUGAAUUAAUCAUCUGUUAGUGAGGAAAAGUUCUUGAACUAUCUUAUCUGUCAAUCUAGUACAAAAGUACUGCAAGCAGCCGGCCAGUUUAGCUUCGCAAAGAGGCUGCAACAGGGGAAAAAAAUAGCUAUCCUGUUUCUUUCCUCUUUACAAAUCCUUGUACAGGGGUCAAACCUUGUAAAACGACAUUGUGUGUGUAACCAUUUCCUGGUGGGAUGCAGUGACUUCCUGAAGCUGUGCCAUUUUAAAGUGUGUUCAGACAGAAAGCAAAGAAAGCAUAUCCUCUCUGGAUAAUCCCUGCUAACUUUAACUUUUACCCAGUUUCAGUGAGUUGUUGAUCAUUGAAAUGUGUUCAGUUUCAGGUCAAAAUUAGGGGAAAAAAAUCUACUGAUCUUUAAAGCAAGGAUGCAUCAUAUCAGAUUUUUGCCAUCUGAUAAGCGGAUAUUUUCUAACUAAUAAGUGACAGUUCAAAAUGUAUAACAGUAUGAUUCAGAUUUCAACUCUAAAGUGUUUUGUCCAGAAGAGGAGAAGAAUAUACAUUUACGAUGGUUGUAUCAUGUUGAUUGUUGUUCGUGUCAUAACUUCGAGCAGAUUUGGAAAUUUUUGAGCUGACAGGAUGGGAAUUUUGUAUCUUCAUGUUGGGUCAUUUGCUCUCUUUUUGACAUCCAUCAUAAAUUGAAAUCAACUUUAGCUGAUUCACAUCCUGCCUUGACCUCUGUAAUCUUUAGAGCAUGAAAAUUUGUUUCACCCUUGGUCAUUACACAACAAAAAACUUCACUGCAGCCUGCCGAGAAAUAGUUAAGAACAAACUUUUAUUGUCUUGCGUAGGAAUAUUUCUUGGCUGAGGGACAACAUGUCCCAGGAGGUCCGUGCAACGUUGCCAAAAUACAGUCCAAAUCUUUUUUUUUUUCAAUGAUCUUGGUUGUGUGUUUUUUGAAAUGGCAGCGAGUUAAAUUGAGUUUCUAUUAGAUAGAAGGUCGGAUAAAGUUUUAAAGCUAAGCCAAAGUUAAGGUGUGUCAUCUGAAGUUUUACAAAAACCCUGAAGUCAUACGAUAACUGCUUCUAGUGGGUUACCGUUGUUUAAACAUCCCUCCAUGUCAGAUUAAUCUGUAAAGUUUCACAGUGUGCAGUCACAUUCAGGCUACAGACAGAAAUGAAGUGAUUCUGCAGACCGCAGCUCGAUCUGUCAGAGCUGUUGAAAUCCGGUCAAAGCAGGAUAGUAAUCAGGCUUUAAAUUAUGUGUUAGUGUGUUUGCGCAGUGAGAGAAGGAGACAGAAACUGUGGCUCUGUGUUGUGUCUGGCUGUGAGUCAGCCCUGACACCCUUUCUGUAUCCUUCAACUCCCUCCAUCCCUUCCUCCCCCUCCUCUCCCAGCACCAGCAUCGCACUGGCAGGAAAUGAGACAUGAGGCGCGCAACCCCGACCUUGGCUGGUGUGUGUAAAUCUCUGCAGGGUGAAGGGUGGUGAUUUGCCAUGGCUACUUCACAUUAACACACUUUUCAGACACACACACACACACGAUUAGAAAAAUAACCAAAAAGAGAGGAUUAAUGCAUCCUUGGAACGGCUAACUGGCCUGUUGUGGCUUUAACGUGUUUAUAGACCUUCAGUCAUGAUGUGUUUGUGGGUGUUGGGAGUGUGCCAGGCUGGGAGCACCAGGGAUCCUCCUAAAUGUCGUCUCUUGUUCAGUCCGUGUCUGAGUCUCCUUUCCUUGGAUGCCUACAGACUCACUCUGACUGAACUUCAGCUCAUUUUUGCUCUCUGAACACAGGAGGGGGGCUUCCAGUCAAUGAACCAGAAAGAUUUGGGACAUCCCCGGGCACAGUACUGUACACUAUCUCUACUGUCUGACCUCUUUUUUUACAGUCAGUGGAAACAGGAUUAUAUAUUCACAUGGUGACUGUGGAUGUCAAACUCUAAGGGGGAAUUCAAAUGUGGUAAUAAUGUGACACUGCUAUGUUCCAGUUUCUAACUUAGAUGAAUGUGGAGUAUUCAUGUUAUGGUUUAUAAUUCACAAGCAGGUCAAAAGCCAGCUAAAAAUGGACAUCUAGAGGCUGUAAGGGGCCGUAUUUCAAAUUAUUAUAGCAUCAUUGAUACCUGGAUGCUAUAUUUUUUUCAUAGCGUUUUUCCUUCAUCUCUGAUCGGCUUGAAGUGCUGGGCUCCAGUUGGUUAUUCCUUAUGGUUGGGAACGCCACUGUGAUAAUGUUCUGUAAUGUUCUGUUCGAUGUAGAUAGCCGACAGCCCGCGCUCGGCUUGAGUGCGUGAUGAUGUUUCCAGCUUUUCUAGCCAAUCAGAGACAAAGGAGGCGGGACCUUUCCCUACCAUCAUAUGAAAAAAAAAUAUCACCACCUGGACGGGGCGUGUCAAGAAGUUCUUGACUGAGGUGGCCUCAUAUGGGGCUCUAACUUAUCCACGCGGGGAUAACUUUUCUUUCUGUUUUUAAACUUCAUCUCUCACUCAGGUCAGAGUAUCAUACAGAUGCCAUAUUUCUGUGUUAAACUCUCUUAGUGUUCACCAAUUAGACUCAAAGGAAGUCCAUGCUGCCCCUGGCCACUGCACUAGAUGAACUUCAACCACCUGGUAGGGGUACAUGUGAUAUUGUGUGCCCAGUUUAAGUGGAAAAAGCCUUGUGUAACUGUCAACCAGUGAUAGUCAGCUCUGUUUCAGAGUCUGCUCAGUGUUAAAGUCAUCACAGUGUUAUAACCCUUCUUACAGUUAGCUUGGUGUGACAGUCAACUCAGUGUUACAGUCUGCUUAUUGUCCAGUGUGUAGGUUGGCUGACUGUUCUUGAGUUUGGAUCAGAACAAAGGCCGAUGAUCUGGCUCCCCAUUUGUGCCCCAGCUGGCUGCCUCCUCAUCCAGGCCUGCUGAACAAUAGGAGAAUAGGACACACACUCUCACACACACACACACACACACACACACCCUUGUCACAAUUGUGUGCCUUCACAGCAGACCUCCGUUGCUUGCUUGCAGUUACAGGGGCCAAGAAUCUGUGCCUGCCACCAUCAGGCUGGUGGGUGGGGUGGGCAGAAAGAUAGAGGGGUUGUUUUCACAUGUGUGUGUGAAUGUUUGGUGUGGUUUGGGUGGAUUCUGUUUGUGUGGUCUCUACUUCUUUUGGUGUGGUGCAUGUGGUGGGUGCUGAGCCUGUGUGCAAGUGCAGACCCUGUUUCUUCGUCUUACAUAGAUAUUAUGGGCCUCACAAUGUCAUCUGGACAAACAGACACACACACCCUCUCUCAGGGUCAUGGCUGAGGCCCUUCACGCCUCACUAUUUAAUCUCUAUCAGUUAAUUUUCCUGGUGUGUUUGUACCCACCAGUGUUUGUCUUUCCUUUAGAUAACUUUUGACCAGUCUAAGGUUUGUGUUACAAGUCAGCGUGUGUGUUCAUGUGUGUGUGUGUUUGCCUAAAAAGACGAGAUAAGCUCCCUCCUAUACACUGUCUGCCCAGUACAAGGGACCGAUACAAAAAUGGUACAUCCUUUGAAAUGUUCAGAUUUCAAAGACUUGCAUACAUUCAAAUGGCCUUAGUUGUUUAGAGAAUAUAUACAUUUAAAUGUUGAAUUUUAGUUUUUCCAACUUGCAGUGCAGCACUGAGAUUUUUUUUUGUCAAACUCUCACUCAUACAUUACAUUUCUUGAUUUGAUUUAAAAUCAUCUCCAUCAAAAGGUAAAGAUUUACAGUAUUGAGUAUGAGUCAUUUUAGAUGAAGCUUAAUCUAGUUACUACACAUACAGGGAACAGUUUAAAACAGUUACUGGGUAAUUUAUAUAUUUUAGGUGGAAGUCUAUCAAAUUCAUUGGAUUUGUAAUUAAUCAAAUACAGAAAUGACACAUUUUCUUCCGAUUCUCUGACUGGUCAGGUUGGUACCAGCUGUUCUCGUGGUCUGUUGUAGUUUGUUGUGAAUUUUAAAUGAUCCAAUAAAUGUUUUGUUGUCAGUCAAGCUUUUCUGUUUGGUUAAAUUCAUUUUCUGUUCAUAAUCUACAGUUUUUCUUUUUCAAAAUUAUCUUUAUUUGUUGAUUAAUGUCAAAGAGAAGUCAGCUAGCUGAGGUGACUAACUUCAUAGUCAUCUGAAUGCAAAUUUAAAUUCUAACUAAUUGGCAACUGUAAAGGAAAGAGGACUUUUUGAAAACAGUUUGAAUUAGUACAGAUCAACAGGUAGAAGCCAUUAGCCUACUCUGUCAACUAGUGGUGGGUGGUUGUGAUUAGGGCUGGGCGAUAUGGGAAAAAAAUUAUCACAAUACUUUUUUUUCAUAUCAGUCGAUAUCGAUAUAUAUCACGAUAUAAAAAAUUCAAUUUUAACAGUGCUUACUGGUAGCAUGUCUUGUGCAAUACAAUAAUCUACUGCAUCUGUGAGGUCUUUGUGUCUUUUUGACGUUUUGUUGUAAGGCAUUGUGCUACAGAAAGCGGACUGAAUGGUCGGCUGUUUCAGCUGCACAGGUGUCUUGGGCUCCUUGCUGCGCUUGGGGUUUGUAACCCUUAGCGUUGCGCGUGCUCAGCGGCGUAGUGCUGCCUCAGGUGGUGAAAAAGAUUUGAAGUAUUCCCCGACUUUACGAGAACAUGUACUUGACAUAAUUUGCAGUACACAUUACUCUGCUUCAUGUCCGACCUCAAAAAAACUAAAUACCUCCACACCACCAACGUUUUCGUGCCAGUGUUGUCGACAAUGUAGUAAUCUGUUGAGCCUUCAUCGUCAUUUCUGCUGGGAGUUGCACUCACAACUCCCCUUUUCAUUGGCUAUUUGUAUAGUCUACCAAAACAUAAUAGAAUGCCGACUAUCGAAAAGCAUAUUGACCAUGUUUUAUAUUGAUAUCGAGGGAAAUUAAUUUUCGAUUUAUAUCUUAUCGUUUUAUCGCCCUAGUUGUGAUACAACAUAUGAUCAGAAUUUCAAAGCUACACUAAUAAAAGUGAUUAGAAUUGGUUUGAGAAAUUCUGGUGAAAACAUCCUUCAGGCAGCAUUAAAACUACAAUUACCUUUUUGUUUUCUGAACUUCUCUUAUAACAUCGAUUAAUGAGCUUGAUUUCCUCAGACUGAGUAAGCUAACACAUGCAGUAAGUGGGACAGGGAUCUCUCUGUCAGCUCAUGUUGUGAAGAAACAUGCAGCAGCUGUUAAACACAGUUAUAGAUGGACUUUCCCAGCUACUGUGCUGAGUGUCUGUGUCGGCCAAACAGGAAAGAGAGGAGAUUAGAGAGGGUCAGUGAUGUGACUGAUGAUCAUGGAGGCGAGCAGAGUCUCACCCUCUUUACUCCUCGUAUUUCUUUCCUUACUGCUCUCUUCUAACGUGAUCAUUUAGACCCUCCCUGUCUGUUUCAGAUAAAUAUACAGUUCAUCUUCUCUGCCCCCCCUCCGCACCAUGUGUUACCCAUUACAGCUUUAUAUUUUCCUCCUCAGUCAUCUGUGUGUGUGUGUGUGUGUGUGUGUGUGUGUGUGUGUGUGUGUGUCGCAGAUAUAACCACAUGUUUCUGUGGAGACCUGAUCUGUCUAGAGACCAAAGUUCUCAGCUCGACUUUGGGAGUCAAGUUAUUAGUUCCUUCAUCACCAAAUUAUGACGACACCACAGUUUUCAGCUGCUAGAUAUAUUUCAGGGAUGAUGGUGUCGAUCCUGUGGUUAGAAAGUAUGUGUUAAGAGAAAAAGACAAGAAAAUGUAAAGUAGUAAUGUAGUGUAUGUGGGUGGUUGUGUAAAUUUGAAUCCUGACAAGGUGAGACAAGAGCCUGACUUGAAACUUUUACCAUGACUGCUACAUGUUGCUGAGUAGAGAUCAGUAACUCUCUCAUCAGCUCUGCAGCUGUUGCAUGGUUUGCAGGACAGGAUGUGGCUCAGCUUUUUCUUUGUCAGACAUAAUGUCGAGUAGCUCUUGACCAUCUGAGCCUGCUAAUUGGCAUUUUUUCCCCCAAAUUCAAUGCAAGCCUGAGCCUUAAAGUACCAUUUUUGCCACAGUGUCAACAAGCAGAGUUAAUAUUCACACAACCCAUUUCUUUGGAUGAAUUUGAUGAGACCUGUGACAACUCAUGACCUUUGUUAUGGAGUUUCAUCUCUGACUACUCUGAUAAUCCAGUACAAACUACUGCAGGAGCCUAACGCUAAUAUUGAAAAGAGUGAACCACUUUACGCAAAAAGUAAAUAAAAGGGAAAAUGAUCAGCUUUCAAUUUUUUUAUCAAGGCAAAAAGGAAAUAUUCCACUCACAUGCUUAAAAAAAAGCAUCUGAACUGUUACUUUAACCAUCUGAGCCCACCCUCUAAUGAUAUGAAGUGGACCUGAUUCGGUAGACGUGCAGCUUGGCAUGGUUUGCAACUCAUUCAUAUUACACUUACAACCCAAAUUUCAAUGCUAUCUAGCCUUGUACUAAAACAUAAAUUUUACUCCUUUUCCAGUGAUGGGUGUUACUUUUUACACAGCUUUGUUGCCUUGAAACAUUUAAAAGAUUAUGCCUUCGCUGAAAAACUGUCUAAGGUGCCUACUUAGCUCCUCAUUUAGCCACGUAUUGCAGUGUCACUUUGGGUUUGUGGUUAUGAGCUUUUAUGUAAGGUCUUCAAAGAUGAAUCAGCCCCAGGUCCCAGGAACAGUCAUGACACAAAUCCGGCUCGUACUGGCCUUUGUUUACAGAGUAGUCAUCAGUGAAGUUAGGAGGACAAACAGCUAUGUUGUGGCUGUUGUCCCAAAUACAUGAACACCUCCUGCUGUUUUCUGCUGUCUUCAUCUUUGGGAGAAGAAAAUAGCUGUGAAUCUCUUUCAGUAACCUUCUGGGACAGACUGAAUCAACAAAGUAGAGAAAACAGGAAAAUGCUUAGUGGUGAAUCUAGCUUUAACCUGACAUCAGCCUGUGGCCAUGUCUUGAAACAAGCUGGACAGAGAUCCUGUAAAACAUGUCCAGGUUUAGUCUGUUAAGGUUUAUUAUGUAAAAGAAUACCGAUCAGCACGAGAGGUCCCCCUCUGUGACACUUUUUUUCUUAAUCCUGGAGGUGGAUGUAGUCACCGAUGAAGAAAAUAUGACGACAUGACUGUUUUCAGUGUGUUGUGUGUGUUUUUACCAAAAUCAACAUUAGGGCACCACAAGUUAUAGUUUGUCUGAAGCAACCAGACUGGAUUGUGGCCCUCCUGACCCAUUUACCCCAAUAAAUCAGAAAAUGAAAAACCACAUGAGAUAAAUUAAACCAGGGAGAGAAAACAAAGAAGACCCUCUCUUGCGUUCCUCGUCGCCUUUGGCAAAACAGAAUAAUAACUUUUAUAUAGUCUCCGCAACGUCCAAAUAUGAAGCACAUGAUAUUGUUUUUCUUACUGAGAGCAUUGAGGGCAGCAUGCGUGCUGCAGCCAGCUUUAAGACAUAAAAACAUGUUUGAAACAAAAGGGCAGAAAGUGGGGGAGGGGUCACAAAUGAAGAGAGACGAAUGGAGAACACAUGAGGGUGUUGGUGUGGUGGCCUCUCUCAUUCUGCACACAUUUACACAGCAGACCAGCAGACAGUCCAUCUCUCUGUCUAUCAGCCCCACGGCUAUAGGUCGGCUGCACGCCAUGACAUCAUCAUAUACAAUAGCACUUAUUGUGCUUUAUGAAGAGUGUGAGGGCAGCGGUCCACUGCAGGUCUCCCUGUGUCUUCAUCCCACAGUUGACUCAUGUUUGUUUACCUCUUUGUUGCUCUGAAGUGCCUCAGUGAUGGCUGAUGGGAUUUUAAUGAGGUCUGUACACACAUGGCGGGUGUGUAGUGUGUGCGUAUGGUGAAACACAAACACACACCGGCGCCAGAUUUAGUAUAAGUAGCAAACACUGCAACUAAAGUAUACUCUCUAUAGCGAUCAAUACUUCUGAUACACAUUUUGAUCUAUCAGGUAAACUUUAAUUUAAGACCAGCUUCCUGCCAAACAUUCCCAUCAGCCUCAGCUGUCCCUCUGUGGUAUUGAUUUAUGUUGCUUGCUAUCAUUCAAAGUUAAAAUGGUUUAGAUAAUGGCAAAUGGUAGACGCAGUCACCAUGAGAUCAUCCGCUUAUUUGCCAAAUACCGGGAAGACAUGUUUAGUCGGCCAAAUGUCGUCACCCAUAUUGGUCAGCACCAGAAUUAACACUCAGUUAAACAAACUUGUUUAUAUACAGCAUAUUUAUUAUUGCAGAAUUAAGUCGCUACCACAAGUCAAAACUGUCACUCUGGCUAAUGUCUACGACCAUAAUGCUACAAUGCUCUACUACCAGGAUGUACACAGGCACAGAUGACAGAGGGCUUCAUGUGGAUGCAAACCUGCUGUGGCUUUGGUUCUCAAAACUGCAGGUUGCUGCUCGGGUAUGUAGUAAAGUUGUCAAUCUACAGACAAGCUAAGCAUCAUAUUGACUUUUCUGUCUUGUGAUUGGCUGCUGAACUCUGACACAGGAGAGUUUUGCUUGCGUGUUAUCUGAGCCCGAAUAUAGUCUGUGGCUCUUUGGUUAAAGAGCGUCGCAGCUGAAAGACCCUGAAAGCAAAAUUACAGGCAACAAGAACCAUCCAAUCACAGCUAAGUUACAACAGCCAAUCGCAGAGCAGGAAGGAAAGAUCAGACAUUGCACAUUUAUGGGAACAUUUCUAGCAAGGGCAAGAUUAGCUAGACUAAUACUGAAUAAAUGUCCUCAAACACUGAUCGUCAAAACAGAUAAAUGCUCUUCAGACUAAGUGUGACGGCAUCAGCGUGGAUAACAGACGUCAGUGAGGAGUCCUUGUGGUCUUCUCUCUGUGUUUAGUGACCAUCACCCCUGAUGACUAAUCCUCCCAACUAUAGAGGGGUCUGUCUGGGUUGCAGCAGAUGUGUUUGUGGUCACUGGUUUGUGUGUGUGUGUUUGUGCAGCUGUAUGAAAUCCUUCACUAAUCCAGCCCGACUGAUGUUGCUCAUUUAGCUCAUCUGAUCCUGACCAGAGGAUGUGUGUGUGUGUGUGUGUGUGUGUGUGUGUGUGUGUGUGUGUGUGUGUGUGUGUGUGUGGGGGGUUUAUGCGUGAUUAUUGGCUAUUAUUAGUCAUCAUGUGCAGCUGCUGUUCACAGACAUAAUGACCCACUAACUGACUGACCCACCAGCCUGUGUCUAAACCAAACUCCUCCUCUCUGUCUGACCUCAUCCCCAGGUAUGGACCUGUCAGCCAAUCAGGACGAAGAGGGAGACCAGGAAGUGUUCCAGGUGGAAAUUUGUCGUGAAAAUAGAAAGUGUGCUUUCCGGACUGCGGCUGGAAAAUACUGGACCCUGACUGCCAAUGGCGGCCUGCAGUGCACCGCCUCCACCAAGUGAGAAUGACACACAAGUCUACGACUUCUCUGCUACAUUACUGUCAACACUCCAAGAUACAUCAGGUUCUCUUUAAGACCAGGACUGAGAUUUAUGUCAGCACAUCAAAGCAGGACCAGACAGUCAUCUGGCUACCUUGUACAUACCUGCUUUAGUCAGUCCACUCAGAGGUAGCGAGUGUGCGGUGUGUGGUCGUAUGUGUGUGUUUAGGCGUUGCACAGUGUGUAGUCUGUAGUCAUGUUGUCUCUUGACUGAGCUCCAUUGUGUUUCAUCUCAUGCUGUAGGAAGGGACUUUCUUUUAUGUGCAGUGUGUGGCCCAGUCACUGUGCAGGCUGUAAACCCCUGACUCUUGACCUUUGACCUUUGACUCUUUGCUCCUGGAUGAUUUCCUCUUGAUGCUCCUGAACUGUUUUAAAGAGGCUCAGAUUUUCCCUGCCAGUCUUGAGAGGAAAGAGCAGCAGUGUACAACUGUGUGCUGAAUAUUAACACAAGCGUACUCUCUAGUCAGAUGUUGAAUCGGUUUUGUUGGUUUAGUUUGAUUCUGUUUCUCAUUUCUAGUUUCUCUGAGUGAUAUUGGCCAAUCAGGUCCAUGCAGGAAGAAUACUUGCAGACCAUUUAUAAAUGAGAGCUCGAACGUCUAUUCAAUGCACAAAUAUUUCUAAGGUUGUUGUCUUUAUUCCAUGAGGACAGACCUAACAAAGCCUGAUUUUUUUAUUGAACCACUUUGCGACAUCUAAGCGAGCACUAACCAGAGUUUCAACUAUAAGGUUUAAAUUUUGAUAACUUGUUCUGUUAAGUGCCUAAAGAGAAGACAGAGGUGAUUAUUUUGACAGCGUUGCCCAAAAGCAAUUCUCCAGGAUUCGUAACCCCUCUAUGUGAAGUUCUUUCACACACAUGCAAGUAUAAUAUAGUAAUAUAUUUUAUUAAUAUUGCACUUUACAUCAGAGAAAACAAAUCUCAAAGUGCAUACAGCGAAAGGCAAUAGUAAAAACAACAAAUAAAAAUAACAAUAGUGAAAGGCAAUAAUAAAAACAAACAAUAAAAAAAACAACAGUCAGAAUAUAAAAUCAGCCCGGAAAGCCUUUUCUAAAAAGGAAGGUCUUAAGUCCUUUUUUAAAAGCAUCCACCGUCUGUGGCGCUCUGAGGUGGUCAGGAAGGGCGUUCCACAGACGGCGAGCUGUAGCCUCAAAGGCCCUGUCACCCAUGGUCUUGAGCCGAGUCUUGAGUGGGUGCAGACGGUGCAUUUGGCCUGACCAGGUUCUGGCUGAGGUGUGUGGGGUGAGGAGUUCAGCGAGGUAAGUGGGGGCAGCACCGUGAAGAGAGUGAUGGGUGUGGAGGAGGAUUUUGAAUUCGAUGUGAAGUUGGACGGGGAGCUAGAGCAGAGUGCAAAGGAUGGGGAUGAUGUGCUGGCAGUGCUGUUUUGAGCAUAUUGCCAGGGAUCCCGGUGAGGAGUGUGUUGCAGUAGUCAAGCCUGGAGGAAACAAAGGAGUGGACAAGCCUCUAUGUAGCAGAGCAGGAGGAGAGAGAUGGACGGAGUUUGGCAGUGUUACGGAGGUUAAAGAAGGAGGUUUUGCAGACAUGAUUGCUGUGGGUGUCAAAGCUAAGAUAGGGGUCAAACCUGACUCCAAAAUUAGUCACAGAAGGGGAGCUUUAUUGUUCUUUACUGUACAAUUAUACAAAGCUGCUCAAGCCCUGGCAUAUAGGCUUUGAAUCUAAAAGUGCUACCAGUGUUUAUUAAUAAGUAAUAACCGCAUCUAUAUUCCAAAUCCUGGAGGCUGACAGCAAGGAGUGAUUGCCUCGGUUGUCAGAUCUUCCAAAUAAGUUUUGUGCUACUGACUGUGAUAUACCCUGCCCAAUCUCAGUCAUUUUAGCCACCGCAGUCAUUUAAAAACACCUAUGGUCAAAAUGUUGUUCACAGGGAGCACUCUAUAGACAUGUGUUUGAAGAUUAGAGGACAAUUGGCAUGAAUCAAUGUUCCCAAAUCGAUGGAAAACAAUACUUUGGACCAUUUUUCUGUAUUUUCAACAUCUUCAGAAAAUGAGUUUCUGCUGAGGUAAGCCAAAGUAAAGCCUCUGUUUAACUUAGUGUUUACAUUGAAACUGAGACUCGCCAUGAAGGAAUGUACCGGCACUUCUGUCUGGGAUUUAAUGAGCCAAGUAAUGACAUGUUUAUUUUGCAGACAGUCCUCUUUUGAUGUGAAGACACGGACACCUCUUGGGUUGCUAACUGGACUGUAAACAAUGCAGCACACAGGAAAGGGAGUCUUGGCAGAGGGCCGUUCAUUGUUAGCUUAAAUUACUGUGAAAUUCACUGACACUCCCAAAGAGGAGAGCACUGCCAAAUGAUAGGGGAUGGGUUCAGAGAUAAUGACAAAGACAGAGAAGGUAUAAGAACACAAAAUAUAUCUGUGCCAGUAUCAAACUGGUCUGAAAAUGUGUCCUGAGUUCAGUUUGAGGUUUUAUCACUUGAGUAUUUGCCGAUUAUUCUGAGCAACUGAUUCGUUGUGGAGAUCUCUGCAGAGAGUAGAACAAAUUCCUCUCUCACAUUCCUGACAUUUGACUCCGUGCCGAUUAGACCACAAAAAUCUAUCCUCCUGCAAGGUUCCUGUGAGAAUGUAUCUGAGCUUUCUCUGAUUUAUAACAUAGGAAACUGGUUCAGUUGGUCUCUGGAUGUGACAUCUGUGCAGGAGAGUAAAAGAAAGUUUAGAAGCUCACUACAGACCAGAAGUGAAGCUUAUUCCCCACUUAUACUAACUUCACUUUAAUCCAGCAGGAUAAAGGUUUCUGAGUUACAGGAGCGCUAAACAUGUCUUUGUGUUCACACCUCACACUCACCUGAGAGUACUGCAUCUAUCAGCCAUGUAAACCUAAUCACCGUCUUCUCCCUCUCUCUUUCUCUCCCUCUCUUUCUGUCUGCAGGUCAGCUAACUGUUACUUUGACAUCGAGUGGCGUGGGAAGAGGCUGACUCUCCGGGCUGCGAACGGGAAAUAUGUCGCCGCCAAGAAAAACGGCCAGCUCGCAGCCACCAUUGAUUCAGCCGGUCAGUGAGAUUUGUUGAUUCAGCCUCUUAGACAAUGACGUGUAGAUAAGUGAUUUAUCUCUCAGCAGAGAGGACGAGGGUUCAGCGUGGUUAGCGUACAGGAAUGAAACAGGCUGGGGUUUCCAGAUGUUUGCAGAGACUUUUCUGUUUCGUAACAUUUGAAUAAAUCUUUUUAUGAAGUCUUUUCUGUUUGUUCCUUUGCCAUGUCAAGUCUAAUGAUGGAGAUUUUGAGUUGAGUGCCUAGUAUUUGGUGUAAAAGCAGUGGUUGAAAGGCAAGAAAGUACACAUGUAAUUGAAAUAUACAGUGACCUUGGUGUUGGCGGAUUUCAACAGCCAAUGCUAAUGUCAAGCGAGCACAUUGGCUGAUGGCUGAUCCAUAUAUGCAGGUGAUCACUUUCUUGUUUGAUAGAGGUCUUAACAAUCCCAUUAUCCUACACACAUCACAGUCUAAUAUUCAAAGCUGACUCAGCCAGGUACAUGAUUUAAAUGGAUUUUUUUAACUACCGUAAUGACCAUAAUAGACAUUUAUUUUCCUUCAAAAUAGACCUUAAAAAAGUGUGGUUUAUUUUAGUAACUAACAGGGAUGAUUCUGUUGAAACAUGUUGUUCAGUUUAUGAUAUCAGCUCUGAAAAUAGAAUGGUAAUACAUAGCAACAUACUGUAAAAUCCACUCACUUUGUGAGACAGUCAGCUUCAAGGGGUCAGACUUGAUGUUCUCUACAGAAAAAAGUGUAUUUUCAGAGGCUGCCCAGACCUCACAAAACAAAAAUAAUCUGUGAUGAUUCUUGUUGUAGUUUUAGUAAAAAAGUGUCAUUUGUAUUAUUAGCUGAUGAUGAAGGCUGACAUCUUAAAUUGUUGUGUCGACCAUUUAGUCCAGCGCAGCCUGAGACUAACAUUACAGCCUGCUCACAGCACAGAAAUACAAAAGAUAUCACUGUUUUUACUGGAUUCAUCCUACUCUGCUUAUUCUAGUGUCAGUAGAUCUGUUCUCUUUCUUUGUACCAAGACCUGGGCGCUUUAUUCACAUGUGAUCAUCUUUUAUUUCAUUUCACUGUGAGGAUUUCAUAUUAAGACUUUGAAAACACAAUUUUAUUGAUGCCAGUUUAUCAUUAUUUUAAUUCACAUUGUUUUCUAUGUAAAAAAAAAAAGAGGGAGUUGAUGUAACAGGAAAAAACAUUUGCUUAUGGAUCAAAUCUUUAGAUCAUAUGGAUACAUACUUAAUUUAGAUCUUCAGCAGCAUUUAAGACAGAAGCAAUAGAGUACUGCAUUGAAACCUUUUUUCCAGGGUGUGAGUGAGUUUGAAUAAGAGCACAGGACUGUAAUCAAACUUUUUUCACCCUUUUCACAAAAUUAUCUUUAAGUAUAUUUCCAUACAAAUAUCAUAUCAUAAAUUAGAAGGUGCUUUCAUUGAAGUAAGGCUGUCUGAUCCCCCUGUUUCCAGUCUGUAUGCUGAGCAUACCUAACCUCCCCUCUUGUGAGGCCUCAUAUGUGACGGUGAUCAGAUUUAAAUCAGGUAUUUAACUUUAUCAUGAACCCAAAGCAGGAAAAUAUUUUUCUGUCCUUUAUCAUCCUUGCCUCACUCACAAACAGCUCACAGAUGUUGCAGGGAAGUAUCGCGGAGGCUUUGUUCGUAGUUUGUCUAUAAAAGCCGAGUUUUUCUUAGCUGAGAGACAGAGGCAUCAUGUCAGCAGAUCAGAAGAAGCUCGGGUUAUAAAUCUGCUUCUUUGUGCUGCUUAAAGUGGAUCAAAGCUGCAGGUCCUACUUUGUGCUGCAGUUUCUGAUGAGUGAGCUGUCGGCUGUCACAGAGCGCUUUUUAAGGAUGAAGUGAAGCCGAGUAGCUUUGCAUACAUAUUUAAUGAGAUAAACUGAAACACUGAGCUGAUCAUGAUGCGACCUGACAGCGGUGGUGUUCUUACAUUUCAGAGUUUAGAGCAAAGCUGUGUGAAAAUAUGUUUUUCUUCGAACUUGUUUUUCUUUUAAGCAUACCAGGAAAUGAAGGGUUUAAAGUCGACAUGAUAACACCUGAUCAUCCUCUGCCUCUUUCCAGGUGAGUCCGAGGAGUUCCUCAUGAAGCUGAUUAACCGCCCCAUCAUCGUCCUGCGCGGCGAGCACGGUUUCAUCGGCUGCAGGAAGGUGACAGGCACGCUGGACUCCAACCGCUCCUCCUAUGACUACUUCACCCUGGAGUUCAGAGACGGAGCGUACAGCCUGCAAGGUCAGAGCAUCAGCAGAUAUACUGGUCAAUGUGGGACACAGAGAGACACACACACACGCAGCAGCUGCUUUACACAGAGCAUGUGAAAGGACGUCCUGCAGGCACAUAAGGGAUUAAAUCAUUUUCUCUUUAAGGGAUUCACAUCAUGGAUUUACUCCCUAGGCUUUUGUGCCAAAAAGAAGGAUUAAAUCCGGAUAAAUUCUCCGCCCUCUCAUUAUGUCAUUCACACACAAAACAAUUAAGCCUUUUGUUUCCCUUCAGUUUUUCUCACCCUUUCCAUGUUCCCAUGUGCUUUUCUAUAUAAUUUCCUGUACAAAACUGAAGUCUGUUUUCCAAAAUAGGUGACACAAAGCCCAAAAAUGGCAGUCAAAAAUGCUGACUCAACCUAAUAUUGGGCUAAAAACAGACAAAUAGAGAGCCGAAUGAACCCGAACUGCAAGCAACAAUGCACAUACCUGACAGCCACGGCCACAAUUAUGCAUAACUCUGUGCCUCUAUGUGAUAAAAAUGAAGGAGUUUUAGAAAAUCUGUGAUAAAUUACAGUUGCCAUAAUUUAUCUUUGCAAUGUUGUUUUUGUACAUGGGCUAGCAUUAGCAUAAUGAACUAAACAAAAAGGACUUGAAAUAUACAGGCGUGUAAGAAUGGACAUGACCCCAUCAUCACCGUGAACCUAUUUAACUAACAGUCAGUGCAUUUACAUCAUAGACUGUAUAUAGAAUGGACAGAGUCUGCCUCCUCGCUGGGUGAAGCCACUCCGAGAACAGCACCCCCUGUUGACGGGCUGCAGUAUAGGUCAUAAAUCCCGAUGUUGACAUGUAGUUAUUAUAAGACUGGUUUGUGCUCAAGUCCUCUUUUUUCUGUACAGCUCCAUUUUCAAAAGUUAUUUGGGGGUUCAUGUUUUCUAUGAUUGACACCUGAUACAGCCUAUAGGCGUACAAAGAUUGCGUAGCUCACCAGGGGGAUACGCUGUUUGAGCCGAGCGUCAUCACAGCAACUCUCAGUGACUCUCCCGCCAAAUGCGUACAACACUAUUGCGCAAUGUUGGUUUCAGGAAGUCAAGAAAAAUGCGGAAAUACCGAGAGGUUUUCGGCUUCAAAUCCGUAUACUGGCGGUAGGCGGAACCAAGUUGUCUAUAGUAUAUACAGUCUAUGAUUUACUUGCUUGUUUAAGUCCAGCUAUGGUAACCACACUAACCAGACUACGGCCCUUACAGACUCCUUGCUGUACAGACUGCCUCUAGUGGACACUUGGAGAACUGCAGUUUUCAGCAUUACCACCCGAUUGUUGCACAUUCACAACAAAAUCUCCCCUCAGCCUUAAACGUGUCUGAUCGCUCUUUUGCAGACUCCACUGGGAAAUACUGGAUGAUCGGGAAUGAGCAGUCCGUGGUGAGCAGUAGCGACACACCCGUUGACUUCCUGUUUGAGUUCUGCGACUACAACAAGCUUGCUGUGCGCCACGCUGCCGACAACAAGUACCUUCGCGGCGACCAUGCCGGCGUGCUCAAGGCCAAUGCGGAUGACCUGGAGAGCGCCACACUCUGGGAGUACUGAGGGAUCUGCUGUGAUGCUGAUGGAUGAAGAGUGACCACGCAGCACCACCCAUCCUUACAUCUACUUACCCCGCCCCCUUGUUCUUUAUAUUAUAUCCGUAUGUAUGACUUUAUAUGUUGAUGAACUGCACAGAGAGAAAAGGAAGGAUAAGAGAAGAAGGAAGGAGACACUCCCUUUCCUUCCCUUCAUCCUUCCUUCCUCCUCGUUCCAAGCUCUGCUCUGCAUUGCCGACCUUUAUCUGUUGCCAUAGUUACCACGGGGCUGUGCACUUUUUUUUCCUGCUCCGAUCUGGUUUGCUGCUCGACCUGUCACUCACUCCUUCUUCCUCGCCUUACAUUUGAUCAUCCCUCUUCUGAGCGGAGCAGAGCCACAUUUAAAGACCCUCCCCCGGCCCCCCCGACCUCUGAGUUUAACCCUUCGAUGUCUCUGUUGUCUGUGUGCGCAGCUCAUGAUGGCGGCAUUAUUGCCUCUGAGCUGGUCUGGUGAAUCUAUUUCUACCUGAUCUGGUCCACAAAAACAGGAUCCACCUCCUCCAGAAAUCCUGCUGCAGCUGCUUCCUGGCAGCUGGACGGAGAAGACGGAGGAAGUGCUGAUAUUUGUGUGUUUGGAUCAGGUAGAAACAGAUUAUCUGCUCGGUGUGUUUGUUUUCUUGAGCGGGCCCUUUCGCCUUGUGUGAUAUAACUGGAGUUUAUCUGAUCAUGAUGAUGAUGAAGAAGAUGAUGUACCUGAAGGGUGUGAUCCCCUUACCUCUCCCCUCGCCCCUGUUUUUCAUCUCGACUGUAAAAUAUUCUAGUGUUAAACCCUGUGUUGUUCUCUAGCCGUGUUCUCAGUGGUGGAGGAGGAAGUUAAAACACACGUCCCCCUCGUCUCCUCUCCGUCUGUCCUGAGAACACUCUGAAGAAAUAAAAUAGAAAUUGUGCGGACACAGAUGUAAACUGCACAUGCCUGUCUUACUGGAAGAAAAAAAAAACACACUUGCUAAAACACAUUUGGAUGAAUUUGUUUUUUUUUUUAUGUCCAAGGCACAGACAUUAUCAUGAGGGGACGUUCAGUAGGUAGGUUUGAUUUCUAGACCUUUGACAGCUGCUUUUAGACUCCCUCGACCAAACGUUUACACCUCAGCCUUUAUGUAGACCAAACCUUUGAUAUACUGGAUUAACACUGUCAUCUCAAACACGAAUACACACACUAACACACAACCCGCCAAACUGGAAUCUGGUGCUACUAACCCGCUUUAACAACUAAUGGCGUGUGAAACGUGACAGUCCUGUUGAACAUCUUUCACACUGUCCAGACCCACUGAUACUCUGCUAUGAUUUAUUUCAUGCUUUAUUUUUUUGCUCAGUUAAAAAUGUUCCUCAUUUGCCAAAUUUAAACUUUUCUCCUUUUUUUUCUCUCCUUGUUCUUUUUCCACUUUUCUAGUUUUUUUUAAUGAUGUUUUUAACUUGACAGUUUUUUCUCAUGCUGUAUUUUCCUUCUUGUUUUUUCCUCUUGUCUUUUUCCAUGUUUCUUUUUCUUUGUUUGUUUUUCUAGUUUUUUUAACCUUCACCUUUUGCUCUGUUUGUUUUUCCAUUUCUUCUCGUUAGUUUCUAUCAUCUUUUUCCCUUGGCCUUGUUUUUGUUUUCUUUUUCCCUUUUUAUUUUUCUUUCCCCUUUUUCUUGUUUCUUUCUUUGUUAUUUUUUAUGUUUUAUGCUUACUUUUACCACCCUUCAAUCAGCAAAAUCUGCCUCUUCUUCUUUGGUUUUAAUUUCUGUUUGAACUCUGAUGUGAGCCCCUCACGAAGAAUCGUGAUGAAAUUGUGAGUUUUUGUUAUAAUUUUUUCUCCUGAUUUGUCGGUGAAGUCGUGACACAUUUAAAAAGAAGAAAAGAGAAUAGAUUCAGAUGCUGAAUUUGUGGUAACUGUAAUGUUAAUGUGCGUCAUGCAGUCAUGUAGCAUGGUGCACCCAUGGCUCCUCACUCUUGGACUCUCUGUAACAAAGAAACCAGCAGCAGCAGUUUCUCUUCGCUGAUUCUCACAGCACAAAGAUAUCUCGACUCUGAGCCUUGAGCUAUAAGGCUCCUUCACUCACGUUCAACCUCAUCCAUCAUUCCUCUGAUGAGAAAAUCAGUAUUUGACCAAUUCAAUCAUUGUAGCUCGAUAAUACGUGAUUGUAGCCUGCUCCUCAAAGUCCGUCCAGUUUCCUCACCUGAUUCUGACCAUUUUUGCAUGAAGGGUUGAGAAGCAAAUAAAAGAGGUGAUUAUUCUUGGAGUAGAAAACAGCGUCUCCAUGGUAACUGAUGCUGAGACAAACGGAUGUGGAGGGUAAACAUGUGGUAAUGACUGUGCCUUACUCACGAGUUUAUGGGCAGAAAAUUAGAUGAUAAGAUCCACAUCUUUGCUUUGUAUAACUGGAACUUCUUUUUGUAUUAUUAUUUUGUAUAAUUUUUUUGAUAUUGUGGAUUAAUCUCUCUCGUGCCAUUGGUUCACCUGAAAAUCCAACGACCAAUAAAACUGGGAUUUGGAACGCAGCGUGUCUUUUUCAUUUCACCGGAUAAAUGAAACCUUGAUUUUUAACCUGGUCAGCUGAAAGGACAAACUUAAAUUAAAAAAGUAUAUCCCAAUCCACAAAGUUUGGUUGCUGUGGCGAGUUUUGACCAGAGAUGGAGGUAAGAUUCAACUUUUUUAAAAUCAUGAGUUUUUGUUUGAUUUCAUUUUGUUUAACUCUUGAUGCUGGAUGCUAGUUUUUAAAGUGUUUUUCUUGUAGUCACCUGGUUGGCCUG